AUGAAUAACUAUAUCUCAAAAUUGUUGAAAGACAAAGUAAUUGAUAAACAACUAUAUUGGAGAAUUCAUUCAACAUCUUCUUCACUUGCUACUAUGUAUGGCCAACCUAAGGUCCUUAAACUUAACUACCCUCUUCUUAGACCAAUCAUUUCAUCAAUUGACUCAUAUAAUCACGAAUUAUCAAAAUACCUUGCCGAAAUAAUUAAAUCUAAUCGUACCUCUUCUCCUCCUUCAUAUAUCCGUGAUUCGUUUGAAUUUGUUAAGAAAAUAAUUAAAGUUAAUGAUAGUAAAGAUCAGGUAAUGAUAAGCUUCGACGUUGAUAGUCUGUACACCAACGUCCCGGUAAAUGAAGCAAUUAAUUUAACACUUGAUAUGUUGUAUAAAAGAUCAUCUUCACCACCUAUACCUUUUAACCGCUCUCGACUAAAACAAUUGCUAGAACUAGCUGUAAGUAAUACUCCGUUUCGUUUCUUACAAAAAACUUAUAUACAAUGCGACGGCGUUGCCAUGGGUUCACCACUGGGACCCAUAUUAGCAGAUAUAUUCGUUACUAAUUUAGAAACAAAAUUAAACAAAUUCUCAACAAAUAAACCUUCAUUAUGGAUACGAUAUGUCGAUGAUAUAUUCUGCUUAUUCACUAAAAAGCAAGACAUAGAUGAUUUUCUAGAAAGAAUCAAUAAAUGGCAUAAAAACAUCAGAUUCGCUAAAGAAGAAGAAAUUGAUGGAAAAUUAGCCUUCCUAGAUGUUCUUGUUAUUCGUGAUAAUACUACUAACAAAUACGUCACAACCGUUUAUAGGAAACCAACUAAUACUAACUUAUAUCUCUUAUACGAUAGUAAUCAAUGUCGGAAGUACAAACUAGGAUUAAUUCGUACUCUAGUAAUUCGUAUUUUACUCAUAUGUUCAACUAUUACUCACAAAGACAAUGAAUUAACACUAAUGAAACAUACCUUAAAAACAAAUGGUUAUCCAGAUCAUUUAAUAAGAAGAGGAAUAUGCGAAGGAGAAGUAAUCGUCAACAAGAUAAAUAAUAAGAAAAACAAUCAACAACAGAAAACUCAAACUAAACAAAAUAUUUACUUUACACUAACAUAUUACGGGUUAGAAUCAACGAUUUUAGCCCGUAGAAUCAAACAUAUUAUUCAGAAAUUCAUGCCACUUACGAAUAUUAAUAUCGCUUUUAAGAAAUCCUUUACAUUAAAGAACAUAUUCUUACCGAUUCAAAAAGGCAAAGACAAGACGACAAAAGAUAAAAAAUUAGUCUACAAAAUUCCAUGCAACAACUGCAAUAAAUAUUACAUCGGUGAAACUAACCGUGAUAAGCCCACAAGAAUGAAAGAACAUCAGAAAGAUAUUAAGAACUUAUCUGACUCAUCAAAUGUAGUAAAACACGCUAUAGAACAAAAACAUACAUUUAAAUUUGAUCAAGCGGAAACAUUAACCUUCGAAAGUAAAUGGAAUCGCAGAGUAAUAAAAGAAAGCUUAUACACGCACCAAUCAUUAGAUCAAUCAUUGAAUGAUGUAAAAUUCAAACUGAACGCAUUCGGAUGA
Molecule: messenger RNA, 1551 nt
Organism: Rotaria socialis
Lineage: Eukaryota; Metazoa; Rotifera; Eurotatoria; Philodinida; Philodinidae
Source: the annotation of a GenBank genome assembly